UGGAGGUGCGUGUGCCGGCAGUGGAUCUUCGGUUAUCUGUGAGGAAGCAUCCCAGCUGUGGGGUGUGGGGUAUCAUGAAAUUGAUUAUAUUCGCAGCAUUAGCUGCGUUGUGCAGCGCUGAGAAGCUCGACCGGACGUACCUUCCGCCAGCGUCUGCCAAAACCGCAGGCGGGUCCGCAGGGUCGCUGCAAGCUCCACUCGUGUCCGGAGAUGAGCUGCCAGCUGGCGGCUUCGUCAAUGAAGCCCAGGGUGUGGUGGUAGACGCAGCCGCAGCCGGCACCAGGGCCUCUCCUGGCGUUGAAGAAACCGGACUUGGAGGAUCAAGAGAGUCCUACGGCUCCACAGCAUCCAAGGUCGGCGAUGCUGCCUUCAGGGAAUCGGCCUUCAGCCAAAUCCCUAACACAUUUGCCAGAAUUGCCCCCAUACCUGAGCAUGAAACGCCAAUCGGCCCGGUAUUUGAAGGUCAGGUCUUCAAAUCCAAGACUUUACUCCCCCAAGCCUCGAAAGACAAUUCAAACACAUUGUCGUACCAAAAUAAUGUUGAAUCGCACAAAUACAACUAUGGCUUCCAAACCGACAAUGGCAUUGCCGUUGGAGAGAAUGGAGUGGCUCACGAUGGAAUCCACGCGCAAGGCGGAUACUCCUACAAGGGUAACGACGGGCAGGACUACAAAGUGACGUACACCGCUGACAAGGGAGGGUAUCAGCCCCAGGGAAGCCACUUGCCGACUCCUCCACCGAUCCCUGAUGACAUCAUCAAGUCCAUCGAAGAGAACGCUAAGGAGGAGGCUGCUGGUCAUUAUGAUGAUGGCUCAUACGACUCGCAGAAAUACAAUGCGGAAGGCGAUUACGCUGACAGCGUUAAGCAUGAUGAUAAACUGAGCCUAUUCGAGAAGCGACCUGGAUCUCAAGCGAGUGGGGUGGUCAUCAAUCAGAACAACCAAGCAGGUUCUGCCUUCCCUGGUUUUGGUUCAGUGUCUACGGAUAAGCCUCUAGCGUUCAGCACUUAUAAGCCAGUGUAUGGAUCCAGCCAAUCUGGCCAGAGCCAUGGCUUUGGCUCUUUUGGAUCUUCCAGUUUUGGUCAAAGUGGUCAAGGAGUCCACACGCCUUCGAAGACUCAAUUUGGUCAGUCAAGCUUUGGGGGUCCCAACAAACUAUAA
This is a messenger RNA of Manduca sexta (tobacco hornworm), 1160 nucleotides long. RefSeq names its product pupal cuticle protein 36a-like (gene CPR11). Gene Ontology annotation, molecular function: structural constituent of chitin-based larval cuticle. The transcript has 3 exons. The record is from RefSeq and is a predicted model, not a curated record. NCBI's taxonomy places the organism in Eukaryota, Metazoa, Arthropoda, Insecta, Lepidoptera, Sphingidae. Gene Ontology annotation, cellular component: chitin-based extracellular matrix. The coding region runs from base 75 to 1160 and encodes 361 amino acids.